Acanthamoeba castellanii str. Neff is the source of this 468-nucleotide messenger RNA. RefSeq lists its product as uncharacterized. The record is from RefSeq and is a predicted model, not a curated record. The transcript is spliced from 2 exons. Lineage: Eukaryota; Discosea; Longamoebia; Acanthamoebidae. The coding region runs from base 1 to 468 and encodes 155 amino acids.
AUGUGCACAAAGCACAACAUCAGCAACAAGCUCAACAGAAGGAUCAAGAACUACAAUGCAUUUGGUGAAGGCAACACAGCCAAGGUCAGCUUCAGGUUCCCCAACUUUGAGACCUGUGAGCACUGGGCUGAGUUGAUUCAGUUCCUCAGCCCCCCAGAGUUCCAGGACACAAAGCUCUGGGAGCAGCAACACCUGGUGGCAAAGUGCAUGUGCACUCGCAUGAACCAAUGCAACAUCACACACAACAUCCUGGUCAAGCCAGCAGGCGACUUCCAAGGGCAACAACUCUCCCAUCUCAAGUUGGGCAUCAUCUAUGAGCUGGGCAAGUCAGGAUGGGCAAUGAUGGACAUCAGUUUGGCGUGUUUGCACAAUGGGUUCCACUUCUACAGCCAUUAUGUGCAGGCCACUCUGUUGUCCUAUGAGUACCUGCAGCACAGGCAAAGGUAUUGUGUGUGUUGGUGUUCAUAG